UUGAAAAAAGUCUCUAGAUCUGAACUUCUCUUAUAACUUCAUGAGCGAAUCCCGCCGUCGGAGCCGUUUCAGCAAUGUCUUUCGAGGCACAGUUGAUAUCUUCCUUCGCCAAGUUGGUGUCAUAUAAAUUCAAGUACUCCAACCUUCCUGGAUGCAGUCAACUUCAAAGCCUUUGGGUGCAUAAUGGCUUUUAGAUACUCACCGGGAGAUUUUCGAGCUGAUUUCUAUCAUCAUGACCCAUACCCGUAUCAAUAUCUCAACCAAGGCUACGGGAAUCAACCAACACUUUCACUUGGACAAUCAAUCACGAAAGUUUCCGAACAUCAGUUGCAAGCUCAAAACCUCCAAGGAUUAAUUCAAGUUAUUGCCUUGAUCGCUGUCAGCCUCUUCACGAGUUAUAUUAAUGAGAAAAAUAACAAAGGAUUUCAAGAACCAGUGGUUAAGAACAACACCAGUAGUAAUUCUACACCAGCUCCAGCGCCAAUGCCUGUUACAGUAAACCCACUUAUAUCAAUCCUCUUUAAAGUCCCCGAAGCAGGGGCUGGAAUUACCUUUCAUCUUACACAAAGCCAAAUGCACCCACUUACCACUGGGCAGACCAACGAUCAAGGAGAGUUCAGAACCUCGGUAAGUACUUUCUUGCUUUACUUAUUGUAUGCAGGAUGGGUUUUUCCUUCAUGGAUACGAUUCUUUACCUCUGCUGCCAAGAAUGUCUAAAAGUAAGUUUACUAAAGCUACAAAGCCAUGAGCAAAACAAUUUCGAAAUUGGCUUUUUAUGAAGAACGUCGCACCUCGUUGAUGAUUCUACAUAGAAGUAGAAUAACUCGAUAUACCCAGUGUGAUCCUUUUUUAUGUGCCACGAACAAGAGAGUUAUUAAAGGCUUAAAAAUUUCCCGUCCCUUCAAAUAUAAGGAAAAUGCCAUUGUUUUCAUCGGCCAAAUGUGAACAAACAUCAAACAUUGAAAAAUGUUUAACUUCAACUUUGUUACAACUGUUUUUGACUGUUCAGGUGUUACCCAAUGUUCCAAUUGAGGUGGCCAUAAGCGGGACCAUAGACGGUGACAAGAUAAUCAAUGUCACUCAGACAAUCCCACCGUCUCCUGGAGUCUUCCAGUUUGUCAUACCCACCGUCAAGGAAAUAGAUUUGAAUGAGGGGGAAUUCAUGGCGGUUUUGACCUGGCCUUCAGCUGUUCUUGAUCUCGAUUUAGCGGCCUUGGGGAUAGCUUACGGAUCAUGCCAUUGUUUGCACUUCUUUGGUGGCGACGAGGGCCCAUGUGAUAUGGGAGGAAAAGUUGUUCUCCAACAGGAUAACAUCUUGAACUCUGGCAUUGAAUCCCUGAGGUUUGGUUAUCGAUAUGCAGUUGCCCGGUCCAAUAAUUCUCUCGCAGGGAGAAACUCGAGGGAGAGAUAUGACAUUUUUGUUCAUAAUCCAGAAGAGGUACCGAGCAUAGCGAGAUCCGGUGCAAUCAUCACAGUCUUUUACGGAAAAACUUCGAAAACGGUCAAUGUCCCAACCUCGGACCCCAACUCAAAUAGCUUAUUUUGGUUUGCGGGCUCUUUCAAUGUGGACACUGGAGUAUUUGAAGAAACACCCGUGUCUGAGUCUUUUGUUGAUCUGAGAACCCAAGGUGAUUGUACAGAACUUAUCCAAAAAAACUACGGUGGUAUUUAAGAAAACGUACACCACAGCAUCCAGAGGAUCUACGAUUGAAUCAACUUACCAUACGGUAAACAGGCUGGUUUCAGGAAUGAUGAAGAAAAAAAUGUUUUUUUUUUCAUACACGAUGUCACCCAUUUUUUUGCUAUUUAUCGAAACAUUAAAUCCACAUUCAUUCAUGCAUUUUGUAUAUAUAAAAAAAAUGACACAUCUGGGCUAGGAAAUGAAGAAAGCAUCAAUAUUUAUUUCAAGUGGGUAAAGUGCAUAGAUUUGUAAUCGGUGAUAAAAAGCUUUAAGUCAAAAAACAGCUGUGUAGUACGAUUCUAAAAGCUAUAGCCCCAAUAGUAAUUGCACCCCUGACAAAGCUUUUAAAUAUGU
Messenger RNA from Tigriopus californicus, 2035 nucleotides. RefSeq lists its product as uncharacterized. Bases 917 to 1672 code for a protein of 251 amino acids. The record is from RefSeq and is a predicted model, not a curated record. The transcript is spliced from 6 exons. Lineage: Eukaryota; Metazoa; Arthropoda; Copepoda; Harpacticoida; Harpacticidae.